AUGAGGCCGCGGGUCGUCAACGCGCUUAGGUGGCGGUACAACAAACUCGGACGAGAGAAUGUUUGGUCCAUCAAAGACGACCAGGUUGUGUACACGGCAUGGAGCAGGGCGUUUCUGAGCAAGGCGUGGGACGGUGUGUGCUUUAGUCGAGCGUACGCAGAGACGCUGUUGAAGGGCGGCGACGACGACGAUAACGACGAUGAAGAUGACGAUGACGACAACGAUGACGAUAAAUGUAAUGAUAAAGGUGGUCAAGAAAAGCUGGUGGUGAGAGAUGAAGAUGAGGAGACAGUGAGGCCGGAGGAUUCGAUAUCAAACAUUGCGAUGCGUCGACUGCCAGCGAUUCCAGAGCAUGAGCCUGGCUCUUUGGAGGACCCGUCGUUUGAAGAGAUGCGCCGGCUGAUGCUGCGCGGAGCGGGAAACCUCAUCGACUUCAAGUGGCUCAUCACUUUCCAGCAACACGGCGUCCCGGUGGCAGGAGACACGGCGACAAGGAGGGAGGCAGAGGAGCUGCGCGAGCGCUGCCUGGAGGAGCUCAAGGUGUUGGAACGGGCUUUAGACCGCGCGGCAGCGAGGCGAGCAGGGAUCCGUCAGGGUGAUAUAUCGUCACCCGUGAUGGGAGGGAUCUGGGGCCAACUGCUGGGAGGACUGGGCUGA
This is a messenger RNA of Colletotrichum navitas, 657 nucleotides long. RefSeq lists its product as uncharacterized. The record is from RefSeq and is a predicted model, not a curated record. The transcript has a single exon. Lineage: Eukaryota; Fungi; Ascomycota; Sordariomycetes; Glomerellales; Glomerellaceae. Bases 1 to 657 code for a protein of 218 amino acids.